AUGUCCUCUCUCGCCGCCCAGCUCCAAAACAUCGCGUCUCUCGACGCUGCUCGUCUCACAUCCAAAUACGGUCAACCAUCUUCGAAAUCUUACCUCUUCCCUCCUAAAGUAGCCUCCACCCAUGACCUCGAUUCCAUCUUCGCCCUUGCUCAGUCGGGCUUCGAGGAGCUCUUGUCACUUGAUCCAGAUAUGGAGGAAUUUGAGGAAGAGCUGUUUUCGGAAAAGUCAAAGAGGACAGAUAGGAUGAUGUUGAGUCAAGAGGAGAACGAUGUGCUUGAUAUACUCCUUGGAAGAUGUUUGAGGAGGUUGGGUAAAUGGAUAGGUAUAAUGGCUGGCGGAAAAUGUAUAGAAUGGCUUGUAAGGAGAUUCAGGGUACAUGAAAUGAACGCAGAAAUCCUACUUCAAGUGUUUCUACCAUAUCACGAAUCACCAAACUUCCCUCGUAUACUCGCCAUUCUCACUAUUCCUCAAGAUUCGGUAUAUUUUGCCCCAUUCUUCCCACUCAUCAAGGGGGCUCAGCCUGUACCUCGAUCGUAUAUCACCAAUGUUAUCUCACCGGCACGAGACAAGUCUCUACGACUGCUCACUGAUGUAGCGGGAAUGGUUCAGCAAGCUAUCAAGGAGAAGAUAGUGCAUCGAGCACUUCUGACUUUCUGGACAGCUACCAUGGUCGAUCCCCUCGAUGGUGGAAAGAAUGGUAGAGGUGUACAAGAGGGCUUAGUCAAGGUCAUGGUCGAAGCAUUCGUCACUAUCCUUUCCACACCUUUCGCCGGUGAGGAUGUCAAUGCGGCUGUAUACCCGCCAUUGGUCCUACUCACUCGCUCCAUCACUCUUACCGAUGAAGCUUUCCAUGCCAUUGUAUCUUCCAUCCUUACACCUAACAGCGGGGCCAAUGCCUCUCAGCGUAUUCUUACCCUCCUCGUAAUCCUCAACGAUAGACCCGGUUACUCCUGCGGAUUGGGUGAUAAUGCUUCUCAAAGCCUCUCAAAAGUUAAACAACUGGAUCAAAUCUUAGUCGCUGCCUUGGAUAAAUACAAGUUCGAGACCGCUAUGAACACUGUCGCCAGUGUCAUCUUGGAAGAACCAGAGAUUCAUUUCAAGACCAUUCGAUCAAUCUUGGAAUAUCGUGAACUACCCAAAUCUAUCGCUCAACUCGCUGCUUCAACUCUUCUGCGACUUGGUUCAACUGAAAACUCGUCCGAAGACACUAAAGAUCUUUGUAAAUCGUUAUUAGUCAACUUGCGAGAACGACAUCCCACCAUCGUGGACUCAGUAUACGUUGAGGCUUCAGCAACCGCUCAGAUCGAUCAUCAGCUCGUCCAGAAGCCAGCAGACGAAUCAGCUUUCCUCAAUAUAUACGCUGCCGAUGUCUUCAGUAGAGUACAAGGAAUCAAGGAAGUUAUGGAACUGCACCAAUCUGGGUCUAAAGAUGAAUCAGCUGUUGCUGCAUUGGUAGCUCGAUUGGGCGAUACCGACGAAUCUGUAAUUCAAGCUUUGUAUCGAGAUCCCGAACAACUCCUGGAAAUCACGUUUGUCGAGAAGUACAUCGCUGGUGUCAGACCUACUUUCUGGAGUGCAAUUCCUAAACCGUCUAUCAUCGGAUAUCAUCUUGAUUACAUUUCGAAUACACUUCUUACCGACAAAGUUUUGAAGAAGUACCCAAAUGCAGGAAGACAAAUUUUUCAGGAAUUGCUCUUCCCCUGUCUAUUGGCUAUAGAGAAGAAUCCAUCGCUCACGAAGACUGAACUGCUCAAGGUCUUCGGCGGUGACUUCAAGUCGAUUGACAUGCUCAGUAAGAUUGGCCCAGAGAUCUUGAAAGCUAGGUCAGGAAACGAUCAACGUGGUUUGACGAAGUCUAACCAGCUUAUUGCAGCUGUUUUAGCUAGCGUUACCACUACUUCCGCCCACUUUGACCAGGAUAUUACGUAUCUCAUUGGCCAACUUGAUUCCACCCAUGCCCCUGCUAGACUUCUCGCUCAUCUGGUUCUCGCACAACUCAUCACAACUUUGAAAGGCGACAAGCAAUGCUCAACCGCCUUGCGAGCAUUGCAGCACACCAAAACUAGGCAGAAUGUUUCGUUCAGAGAAAUUGAUAACUCUGAGGACGUUUUCUCCACCGCAUAUCUAGAUUCUGUUUAUAAGAAGACACAAGAUGCACGAACGACCCAAAGAGCCGUUCUUUCUCUGCUGGCUGCUAUGGGCAAGGUCCACAGACCUGCAAUUGGAAUCACUUGGCUUCAAGGGGAUCAUCACACUUAUGGGAAUGCUGCGUCAUACGAACUCUUCGCUCAAGAAGUGUAUCAAUGGACAAACACCGGUUUGUUGCCAACUCCUUUGGCGCAAAACCUCUUACGAGCUCUCCUAGCUCAACUAGGUGAAGACGCAUUGCUAUUCUUCGCAUCAAUCUGGACUGGCCCAUCUUUCACAGCCUUGAGAACAGCCUCACUUCGACAUGCCCUCGCCUUCGUUUCUGCCUAUUCCGGUAUAAGAAGUCAGCAAGGUAUCGAUUUCCAAAUUAUGGUACCUAUCGUCCUGAUCGCUCUGCAAGACUCGGAGAAACCUAUCCGAUCAGCAGCUGUCGACCUGCUGAAGGCCAUGGCUGAUAACGCUCAGUCUGGUGAGAAUAUCUAUGCUUUAGAUACCGUUUAUGGCGAUAGAUCUGACUCGGUACAAUUGCUCAAACCUUCUGAUCGAAAGAGGUACCUCGACGUACUGAUUGAAGCAGGAGAUGAUCUGGUGGUCGAUAGUAAUCGAUUGCAGACAAUACAUACUGCUGCUUUGGUCAUCGUUCCGGGCAAAAACAAGAAGGAUACCGCUCACCGUCGAGCUGUUCUUGGAUGCUUGAUCUCUCAUAUUAUCUCCUACCGAUCUAUCCGGGAAAGGCUAGUUCUCCUCAAACUCGUUUCCAACAUAUACGAUCAUACCAUACUCCGGGGACUAUUGCCUCUCAUAACCGCGUUAAAGGAUGAGAAAGACGAAGAAAGCGUUUGGCUUAGCGGUCUUGCCAGAGAUACUAGGAAGGAAUAUCUUGCUCUGCUCUUCUCAACAUUCAGAAAGGAGAGUGUCAACGUUCUUGCGGAUGAGCAAUCUGGCGCUUGGCAGUUCCUAUUAUCUAUUCUUCAUAUGAACGCAGCCUCUCACUUACAACAUCAACUGCGAGAAUUAUCACUCCAACGUAUGAUCGACGGAGUCUUCGCUGCUAUUCCACCUAAUCAGAAGACUGAAUACACCCUAGCUCUUAUCCAAUCAUUACACGCAUUAUCAAGCGAAGAAUCACUUGCUACUUCGAAAUUACUCGAACGAUUUGACCUGGAUACUUCCAGCAUCGUGGAAAUCAUCGAACAUCUUUCACAGCCAUUGGAAACGACCGUGCACAGAAAGAAACAACGACACGAUGAAAUUGAGGAUGAUAAACCUACUACUGCCGUAUUGGAUCUUACGGUUCUUAUCGAAUCGAGAGAUUGGAAGGCUCUACCUGGAGAUGCUUCUUUAGUAGCUUCACUCAUGUCGAUCUUGUCUUCUCUACUUGCCAAGAGACAAGUGAUUAGUCAAGGUGUAGAUUACUUGGAACAAGAAGUCCUGGCCGCUAUAUUGGCGUUGGUUGAGAAGAUUGAUGAUGCCCAGGAAAUUGGCAGGGCUCAUGUUGGUAUUGAAGUGAUCAUUAAGGUCAUCAGAGCCUCGACAAACCCUCGAACUUCACAAAGAGCAUUGUUGGUCGCUUCUGAACUUGCUCGACUUAUUCCUGAAGCGGUAUUGCAUAACGUGAUGCCUAUCUUCACGUUCAUGGGUGCAAGUGAUUUCCAGCGAGACGAUGCGUACAGCUUUGGCGUUGUGGAGAAGACUGUAUCUAGGAUUGUCCCUGUCAUGACCAAAUCUCUCCAGGAGAAGGCUGAAAACACUCUUGAUCUGUAUAACGAGUCCUUGACUUUCUUGAGUAUCUUCACCGAUAUGGCUGGCCGAUUGCCUAAGCAUCGAACAUUACCUUUCUUCGUGCACUUGGUCAAAUCCCUCGGACCGGCCGAUUUCCUCGCCCCAAUCUGCAUGCUCCUUGUUGAUCGAGCCACCACCAAAGCGGGUAGAUCUGGUAAUCCUGUCUCGGUCGUUCUGGAGCUGCCCGCUGGCUUAGCUGGGGCUUUCGACAUCCAGGUCAGAACCGAGGUGCUCUCCGAGGUUGUCGCUGAUUUAGCCAGAUUGAUUGGUGAUUUGUCACGAAGCGAGAAAGAAGCGUUCCUCAGCAGGACUAUCGGCGAGAACGAUUCUUCCGAUCGACCUGUCAAACAAAUCAACCAUCUUCUCACCUUCACCCUUGCUCUCAUAGAGCAACUUCGUGGCAAGCCAUGCACUCAAGCUACAGUGCAAAUGGUCGUACAAAACCUUAUCCAGCUUGCAGCGAAGACCUCUCAACCCGUUUUGGCAUCGUCCGAUAUCCCUAAGAAUGUCCAAGCUGCUCUUGGAGGAGCUAUGCAAUUGCUUUCCGCAGAGAACUUUUUGAACAUUGUCUUGAGUCUUGUCACGGAAGGAACUGACCAGGACGGCAUCAUGGCCCUCAAUACUUUCUCUGACAGAGUACCGCUCAUCAGGUCCGAGAUUAGGGCCAAAUGCUCUAGGGUCAUUGGUGAUAUCAUCAAGAAAGCUUCGACACUGCUUGGCACCGUCUCAUCAAGCACCAAAGCUUAUCUUGCCGCUAUCAAGACUAUCGCUACUACCGCUUUAUCCUCCGAAGAUGGGGCUCUAUCAGCUGUCGUACCUACUCUCGUAGCUGCCAUCAGCAAGAUGGGAGAAACAAUCAACGUGAUUGGAGGACUUGAGCUUGUCGAAGUACUUGUUCGACAUCUCAAUUCCAGAAUUAUACCUUACAUACAAUCUAUCAUCACGCUAUCGCUCACGCUGAUCACUUCACCCAAAUCAAUCUCUACCAUAAUAAGAUCAUCUUUCUCGGUCUUAUCAUCUUUAUUGGAAGUUGUAUCGACAUUCAUAUCUUCCAAACAGCUCGCAACAAUCAUUCGAACUACCAUGGAACAUAAGUCAAAGGAUUCAUCACUCGCUUUGAAGACAUCAACUACGAUAUCCAAGAAGAUCAGGACCAAAGCUUUGUUCCCUGUCUUGAUGGAAUUAUGGAAGACCACUCAAAAUGACGACAAUGAGGAGACUAUCAAAGCGUUCUUCGAUUUGUUAAGAUUGACACUUAAGAAUGCCGCUCGAGAUGAGUUGCCAGGAAUGAUGAAGAAUGUAUUUGCAUUCUUCUUGGAUGUCUUCGAUCUGAGACAUAGAUUACAACUUCGACAGGUUGAUGCAAAUACCAUAAACGACAUUGAGGAAUCUGCGAUCGGAUCAUUCCUUGAAUUAAUCACCAAGCUCAACGAGGCUACGUUCAAACCUCUCUUCAUUAGGUUGUACGAUUGGGCUGUCAUUGACCUUGCUGACGGUAAAGCUAUCGAUGACGGUCGAUUGGUCGAGAGAAAGAUUGUCUUGUUACAUGUAAUGAUGGGUCUGUUAAUCAAAUUCAAGAACCUCUUAUCGCCAUAUAUCGCCACACUCUUACCUCACAUCCAGGAACUUCUCCCAGCCUACGCCGAAGGUUCGAUCAAAGAUGAACAACUUCACACAUUGUUGUUGGACGUCUUAGGCAAAUCUUUCGAAGUUGACGAGGGAUCGUACUGGACCGAUCAACUAUACCUUCAAAUCCUACCCAACUUGAUCAAGCAGAUACCACUCUUCCCUUCAUCUUUAUCAUCCGAAGAAGACUCAGCUAUAUCAAGAUGUCUAGCUGAAUUGGCAGGAUCAACCAAUUCCGAAAAUGUCCUACGUCGAUUGAACACCUCCAUAUGCCUGAUGACCCGUUCAGACGAUAUCAAGACUCGUAUUCAAGCUUUGAAAGUAUUAGAUAAAGUAUGGGAGAAACAGAUGGAUGAACUGAUAUCGUUCGUUCCAGAGACUGUAUCCGAGUUCUUGGCGGAAUUGUUGGAGGAUGAGUCGAAAGAUGUGGAAUUGCUUGCGAGAGGAGUGUUGGCUAGGAUAGAGAAGAUCACGGGCAGCUUGAAAGAGUAUUUGGAGUAG
This is a messenger RNA of Kwoniella botswanensis, 6057 nucleotides long. RefSeq lists its product as uncharacterized. Gene Ontology annotation, molecular function: snoRNA binding. Gene Ontology annotation, biological process: maturation of SSU-rRNA from tricistronic rRNA transcript (SSU-rRNA, 5.8S rRNA, LSU-rRNA); positive regulation of transcription by RNA polymerase I. The transcript has 14 exons. The coding region runs from base 1 to 6057 and encodes 2018 amino acids. Gene Ontology annotation, cellular component: t-UTP complex; small-subunit processome; 90S preribosome. The record is from RefSeq and is a predicted model, not a curated record. Lineage: Eukaryota; Fungi; Basidiomycota; Tremellomycetes; Tremellales; Cryptococcaceae.